Messenger RNA from Choloepus didactylus (southern two-toed sloth), 1371 nucleotides. It is a transcript of the gene SNRPN, whose product is annotated as small nuclear ribonucleoprotein polypeptide N. The record is from RefSeq and is a predicted model, not a curated record. Gene Ontology annotation, cellular component: U5 snRNP; U4 snRNP; U1 snRNP. Gene Ontology annotation, biological process: mRNA splicing, via spliceosome. Gene Ontology annotation, molecular function: RNA binding. The coding region runs from base 141 to 863 and encodes 240 amino acids. The transcript is spliced from 8 exons. Lineage: Eukaryota; Metazoa; Chordata; Mammalia; Pilosa; Megalonychidae.
UCUUAGCUGAGACACCAAGAGGCGGUUAAAGCAGUGUUGAAACAUCAAGGUAGCUGAUUCCAAGCGAAACUCAGCCUUCCCCUAGGUCUUAAGGAUCCAGAAAGUUUACUGAGGAUACUGGAUUUGGUGGAACAGCAAUCAUGACUGUGGGCAAGAGCAGCAAGAUGCUACAGCACAUUGACUAUAGGAUGAGAUGUAUCCUGCAAGAUGGCCGCAUCUUCAUUGGCACCUUUAAGGCUUUUGACAAGCAUAUGAACUUGAUCCUCUGUGAUUGUGAUGAGUUCAGGAAGAUCAAGCCAAAGAAUGUGAAGCAGCCAGAGCGUGAAGAAAAGCGGGUUUUGGGUUUGGUGUUACUGCGUGGGGAGAAUUUGGUUUCCAUGACUGUGGAAGGACCACCCCCCAAAGAUACUGGCAUUGCUCGGGUACCACUUGCUGGAGCUGCAGGAGGCCCUGGAGUUGGGAGGGCAGCUGGCAGAGGGGUACCUGCUGGGGUCCCAAUUCCCCAGGCACCUGCUGGACUAGCAGGCCCAGUCCGAGGGGUUGGGGGACCAUCCCAACAGGUGAUGACUCCCCAGGGAAGAGGCACUGUAGCAGCUGCUGCAGUUGCUGCUACUGCCAGCAUUGCUGGAGCGCCAACACAGUAUCCGCCAGGUCGGGGAACCCCGCCCCCACCUGUGGGCAGAGCAACCCCACCUCCAGGCAUUAUGGCUCCUCCACCUGGUAUGAGACCACCCAUGGGCCCACCAAUUGGGCUUCCCCCUACUCGGGGGACACCAAUAGGCAUGCCCCCUCCAGGAUUGAGACCACCUCCACCAGGAAUCCGAGGUCCACCUCCCCCCGGAAUGCGUCCACCAAGACCCUAGGAUACUGUUCAUCCUUUUAAUCACUUUUUCCUUCAGUGCGUCUUGUGAAACUGUAGAGUGUUUGUGAGCUUUUUGUCUCCUCUUUGCUGCAUUAAUACUAGCAAAUAAUAAAUGCAUAGAGUAAUUAAACUGCCUGUUGAUUUUGUUGAUAAAGUGAAGACUGCAAUUAUUUGGGGGUUAAAGUUAUUAUGAGCUAGAUGAAUCCUGUUAAACAACUUAUUUAAAUCCAUUUUCUCGUUGGUUCUUGUGAAAAAAAUAGUGUGCCAUUUGUUUCUCCUCCCUAACUUCACUUUGUACAUUGAUUGGUAUUGGUUAAUAAACUUUCUGGAAACUAAUGAUGAGGGAGAUUUAAGUGGUCAAGCGAAGAUUCACAUACCCUCCUAGCUCCAUGCUAUACUACCUUAUCUGAAGGGAAGUGAAAAUAGGAUGAAACACCAUGUAAGGCCACCUAUGCACUAAAGAAAAUUGUGAUACUGAAUAAGACUCAUUAAAUGCUCAUUAAAUCAAA